AAGUUCAGUUUUUCUUUAUUUUGUUGUUCUUCUUCCACGUCCUCUUCCUUCCUUUUCGUUUUGGUGUCUUCUCGUCUAUCAGUUUACGAGGUUAGGAAAACCUUUCAUCAACUCAAAAUGAAGAUAGGAUUGUGUGCAUACAGUGGCUAUAAAAUAUAUCCUGGUCAUGGAAAAACUAUGGUCAAAGCAGAUGGCAAGACUUUCACAUUCCUCAAUGCUAAAUGUGAAUCAUCACACCUGAUGAAGAGGAAUCCCCGUAAAGUGACAUGGACAGUUCUUUACAGACGCAAGCACAAGAAGGGUCAGGAGGAGGAGCAGACCAAGAAGCGCUCGAGGAGGACACAGAAGUUCCAGCGAGCCAUCGUUGGUGCUUCCCUCACAGACAUCAUGGCCAAGAGAAACAUGAAGCCAGAAGUGAGGAAAGCUCAGAGAGAACAGGCCAUCAGAGCUGCUAAGGAAGCUAAGAAAGCCACUAAAGCGGCCAAGAAGCCUCCUCCAGCACCUAAGGGAAAAACAGCGCCAAAGCAGAAAGCCACAAAGGUUCAGCCCAAGGCAGCUCCUCGUGUUGGAGGGAAGCGUUAAUUGUUUUGACAAUAAAUUGUUUUAAACAAG
This is a messenger RNA of Macrosteles quadrilineatus (aster leafhopper), 612 nucleotides long. RefSeq names its product 60S ribosomal protein L24 (gene RpL24). The coding region runs from base 118 to 582 and encodes 154 amino acids. Gene Ontology annotation, biological process: cytoplasmic translation. The record is from RefSeq and is a predicted model, not a curated record. Lineage: Eukaryota; Metazoa; Arthropoda; Insecta; Hemiptera; Cicadellidae. Gene Ontology annotation, molecular function: mRNA binding; structural constituent of ribosome. The transcript is spliced from 6 exons. Gene Ontology annotation, cellular component: cytosolic large ribosomal subunit.